AUUUUAUUCAAACACGGUUUCUUGCUGAUUGUGGUAUCUUUUGUUCAGUGUAUCCAGUGUAAAUGUUCAGUUAGCACAGAAAAUUUUGAUUUUAGGUUCUCCGCUUAGAGUAGGUUAGGUAGUUAAAAUGUCUGGAUUAGUAAGGGGAAAGUUAGCUUUCGUAACAGGCGCUGGCUCAGGAAUUGGUCGAGCAACAUGUCAAGUCUUAGCUCGAGAAGGUGCACAAGUAGUGGCCGUUGAUCGAAAUUUAAAAUCUGUAGAGGAUACAAUUGGUACAUUGCAAACAUCAAACAGCAAUGGGGGUAGCCCUCAUAGUAGCCAUUUGGUGGAUGUGUCCAAUUGUAAUAGCAUUAAGAGUUCGUUGAAGCAAAUUUUAGAAAAAUAUAAAAAGCCGCCAUCUAUUGUGGUGAACUGUGCUGGUAUAACACGAGAUAAUUUUAUAUUAAAGUUAUCUGAGGAAGAUUUUGAAGAUGUUAUCAAUGUUAACUUAAAGGGCACGUUUCUUGUCAUGAAAAUAUUCGCCCAAGCAAUAAUAGAAAAUAACGUCCAAGGCGCAAGUUUUGUUAAUAUCGGCAGCAUAGUUGCUAAGUUUGGUAACAUGGGCCAAGCAAAUUAUUGCGCAAGCAAAGCUGGCGUUGUACUCGUCACUAAAACUGCUGUAAAAGAAUUUUCGAAGUAUGGAAUUCGGUUUAAUACGGUAUUACCUGGUUUUAUUUCGACUCCCAUGACGGACCUGGUUCCAGCAAAAGUUAUGAAGAAAGUUAUCCCUCUUAUAGCUUGUGAAAGAAUUGGCCAUCCAGAAGAGGUUGCCGAAGUGAUAGCCUUUUUGGCAUCCAGUAAAUCUUCCUAUAUUAAUGGAGCUUCAAUCGAUGUCAAUGGAGGAGAGAUGGUAUAGAACAUAAAAAUAUCUUUGGAAUUGCUAAUGUAAAUAAAUGUUUCACUGAUCACCUCUUAUGCAUUAGAUAUUUAUAAUUUUAUUAUUUUUAAUGUUGUUAUAUCUAAAAAUAUAGGUAUAGGUAUUUCAUAUAAUGGGAACAUGUACACAUUUUCUGUGUAAAAUAAAUAGUAAUCGUCUGAUACAA
Messenger RNA from Photinus pyralis (common eastern firefly), 1082 nucleotides. RefSeq names its product estradiol 17-beta-dehydrogenase 8. The record is from RefSeq and is a predicted model, not a curated record. The transcript has 4 exons. NCBI's taxonomy places the organism in Eukaryota, Metazoa, Arthropoda, Insecta, Coleoptera, Lampyridae. Bases 128 to 895 code for a protein of 255 amino acids.